Naegleria fowleri is the source of this 1677-nucleotide messenger RNA. RefSeq lists its product as uncharacterized. The record is from RefSeq and is a predicted model, not a curated record. NCBI's taxonomy places the organism in Eukaryota, Heterolobosea, Eutetramitea, Acrasida, Naegleriidae. The coding region runs from base 1 to 1677 and encodes 558 amino acids. The transcript has a single exon.
AUGUCUUCAAAGCUGUUUUUUCGAUUGGUCCGAACCUUUUCUUCCAAUAAGAUCAUGUCAUCUACGAUGGGUACUUUACCAUCGACAACAAGGAUAGAUACUACGAGUAGCUCUUCAAAUCCGAGUUCAUCUCCAUCAUCCGAGGGAGCUAUGAAUAUUGUUCAAUAUUUUCCGAAUUUGAAUUUAUUCAAAAUUAUAUAUGAAUAUAACAACAGCAAAAUAGAAAGGAAUAAUCAGCAGAAUGAUAUACCGUUGUUGGAUGAGUCAUCUACUAGAAAAUAUGAAUUUCAAACCAUUGACGAUGUAUCGGAGUUUGAAAAAUUCAUCGAAAAAGAAUUGGAGCCUAGUCAUGUCAUUCAAAAGCCAUCUUGUGUGCUAUAUAGAACUAUUCCGAGCAAUUCUGAGAAUACGACUACUGCUGGCUCUCUUCAUCAAUCUCAACGGCAGACGUCAUCUUCAACAACAGCCCAAAAUAAUUUAAUGAACGAACAUAAAAAUUAUGAAGAUCAAAACAAGGAUUCCAAUAAUGUAUUGUUAAUGUUAGAUAAGGGAACAAAAAUUUUCUCAAUUGAAGAAUUGGAAAAGGGAGAAUGGCGUCUUGUAGUAGUUGCUCCUUCUUUGUGGUUCUCACAACAGCAGAAAAAGAAGGGAGUGAAACGACAAAUUUCUGACGUGCUUUCCACAGGAAAUGAAACAUCGGAUUCAAAUGCAACUCUUUCAAGCGACGAAAAAGAGUUGACCAAAGUUUAUAUUGGAUAUAUUCCUUCUCAUUAUGCUGGAAAACUAAAUAGAAAAACAAUUUCUUCCAAAGUUAAGGAACCAGUAGUGAGUCAUACAGAAAAUGUGACAACGGGUAGCAGCACCACCAGCCAUACUGAAACGGCAUCAAGUCUCCACAAUGAAGUAAUAUCCAAUUAUGACAGUCACACAAAAACUUACUCCUUCAACAUGAAAUCCAUUGGAAUUUUUCACUCUGUCUUUCCGACAAAGAAUGGCUGUCCACGACAAUUUGGUUUAGUCGACGCAAGUAAGGGAAUACUCGAAGUAACAAUACCUCAAGGAGAAUUGGCACUAGACGGAUUAGAAAAGUUUAGCCAUUGCUGGCUCAUGUUUGUGUUCCAUGAGAACUCGUUGGAAAGCAAUGACCGUGUGAAAAUUAGACCUCCAAGAAUGAACGGCAACGGAAAGGUUGGUAUUUAUGCCACUCGAUCUCCACAUAGACCCAACGGUAUUGGACUCAGUGUGGCUAAAAUUGAGAAAAUUGAAGGCAAGUUUGUGUACCUGAGUGGUGCUGAUCUUAUAGAUGGUACACCUGUCAUUGAUAUUAAGCCCUACAUUUCAAGGUAUGAUAGCUUGCCCAAUACUGAAACCACAGUUCCAGAAUGGAUUCAAGAAGAUACAUAUGUGCAACAAAUUGAUGAAUCCAAAAUUUCAUUUUCUCAACAGGCAAUAACAGAUCUAGAGCAACUAUUACCCAAGCUACGCUUUUAUGAUAAUCUUGAUGCACUUAAAAAAGCAAUCAUUCAGGUACUACAAAGCGACCCAAGACCAGUCUACAUGAGAAAGAGACGAGAUGACAAGUUGUAUGGUUUUAGAAUCGAUAACGCCAAUGUGAGAUGUAAAUUUGAAGAGGAUGAUUCUAUUGAAGUUGUCACCGUGGAGUUGUGGGAAGAAUAA